AUGAAGCUAUAUCUCAAGGAGAAACCGCGCACACUUGCACUUGUGGCGAAUGACUAUGCACUCAUCUUUGUGUGUCCACCGCCGCCGCCUCUCACCUCCCGCGAGAAACACAAGCUCGCUAAAACGUUUUCCAAGCCCAAGCCCAGGUGCUUGAUAGAAUUCGUACCGGUAUCAUCCCUCCCGCUACAAGACUUCAAGGACAUCACCGGAGCGCGUUCCGGGGCUACCUCCAUCACGGGCUUUCUCGGGCUCUUGCCGCUCAAAAACCACAUUUUCUUGGGGUUUGUGACGAAAAAAGCGCACGCGGGGAGCAUAAACCCAACCCAGACCAUCAACGUCAUCAAUGAGGUUGAGUUUCUCUGCCUAGACUCGAGCCAAUGGGAUCAUAUCAGCCAGUACCCCAAAGAUGCCAAUGCACCGGACACCAGCCACUACCCGUGCCAGGCCGUCACAAAGCUCUUGUCGUCAGGCUCGUUCUACUACUCGCUGCAGUUUGACAUCACGUCAAACUACCAAGAGCGUGGCAUGAACACCGAGUUUAAGAUCAUCGCCGACGGAAACGACUACUUCCGACGGUUCAUGUGGAACCGCUUCAUGGUGGACCAGCUCAUCUCGUAUCGUUCACGCCUCUCGUCAACCGAGCGCGAAAUCUUUGACGCCUCCGGCUUUUUAGUCAUCAUCACCCGUGGGUUCGUGCAAACCGCGUCCAUUUCCGAUGUGGGCAACUCUGCGGGCUUGCUCACGCUCAUUUCCAAACAGAGCUGUAUGAAGCAAGGUGCGCUCUACGGGCCGCACGGGAUGGACGAGAUGGGAAACUGCGCGGGUUUUGUGGAAACAGAGGUCAUCUACCACCUGAAAGAGCACUGUUUCUCGUAUGUGGUGGUCCAGGGCGACUAUCCCUUGAUUCACGAGCUCGCUUCGCCCAAGACGGUGAUGGGUUCCGGCGGAGCGACGUUUCCGCGGCCACCGGAGGUGGUGCAACAUGCAUUCAACUCGCACCUCGACCUUUUGCAGUCACAAUACGGUGAAAUCCAUGUGCUCAACGUCUCGGGAACCUCCAAAAAGACCGUGCAGCAGGACUUGUCGGCGCAGUACCGCCGCAGUGCUCUCGCAUUCAAACGCACCUCACCGAUACCGGUCUCCUACACCGACUUGGAUCUCCUGCGGCGACUCAUCUCCAAGUGCACGUCGUCCAUGCUUGAAAAGCGCAUCGUGGACCAGUUUGACAAAUCCAUCGUGGACUUUGGCGCCUUUUUCUACGACGCCACGAAGGAGGCCUACAUCGGGAAGCAGCUCGGGGUGUUCCGCAUCAACUGCCACGACUCGGAGAAGGUCCACUUAGUGGAGCACGCCAUUGCCAAAACCGUGUUCGAACUCGCCUUGCGCGACCUCAGCAUCAACGUCUCGUACAGUCCGGGGUCCCUUGCCUCCUCUGUGUGGAGGGUAUUGGAAAAAAUCUGGGCCAGCAACGCCGCCGAGUUGUAUCGCAUCAGCACUAACUACAUGGUUCCGUCAAGCGAUGGUCGAAGCGCCAAGGGUGCGGCCCCCCAGGCCCACAAGGCCGGGAUCGUCGGCACAAUGGCCAAGAAAUAUCUCCUCAACCCGGUUACGGACCACUCGCUGAAGACACGGCACUACUUUGUGGUGGAGAAGCUCCUCGGUCGCUUGAAUGACCAGUACGAGGUGACACUACACGAUCCCAUCCACGACUACGUUACUUCCGAGUUGGAGAAGAGGGAGAAGCUUUUCAUCUCGCGCAAGGAGAUCGGUGUGUUUGUAGGGUCGUUCAACGUAAACGCGGCCCAGCCCGAGGAAAACCUCUCCGGCUGGUUGUUCCCCGAAAGCAGCGGCUUUGAUAGUGGCAAGUUCGACACGGCUGCGGAUAUCUACGCGUUGGGGUUCCAGGAAAUUGUGGAGUUGAAACCGGGAAAGAUGCUCAACACGGACGCAAGCAACCGCAACUUCUGGAAGAAAAAAAUCCAAACCACCCUCAACAGCCAGUUCAGGGACGGAAAGAAGUACGUAUUGCUCUGGGACGGCCAGCUCGGUGGGAUUCUCCUCUUGUUGUUUGUCAAGUCCACACGGAUUGACCGCAUCACCAACAUCGAGGGGCGGGUCCGGAAGACUGGGUUUGGGGGUAUGAGUGCAAACAAAGGUGGGGUCGGGGUCAGCUUCAAAUUCAGCGGCACCAAUUUCUGCUUCAUCAGUUCGCAUCUCGCCGCAGGGUUGAACAACGUGGAGGAACGACAUGUAGACUACAAGUCCUUGGCCCGCGGGCUCAAGUUUUCCCGCAACAAGCGCAUUAAGGACCACGACGUGGUCAUGUGGUUUGGUGACUUAAACUACCGCAUUCUGCUCGGAAGCGAAGAGGUCAAGCCGAUGGUAAAACAGGCGCGAUACGGCGAGCUCUUCGAGCACGACCAGCUCGGACUCCAGAUGACGGCUGGUGAGUCGUUUCCGUAUUUCAACGAAGCCGAGAUCAAGUUUGCCCCGACGUACAAGUUUGACAAGGGUACAGGUAACUACGACACAUCAGAGAAGGGCAGGGUCCCCGCCUGGUGCGACAGAAUCGUGACCUUGACCCGUAACGGAAACGAGUUGCAGCAGCUUUCGUACAACUCGGUGCCGGAAAUCUGCUUCUCGGACCAUAAACCCAUUUAUGGGGGGUUCAAGGCCCAGGUGAAGGUCAUUGACCACACGGUGAAGCAAGAGCUCGCGAAACAGCUCUACGAGCAACGCCGCUUGGAGGUGGCAAAGACAACGCUAGACGCGUUGUACUUUAACAAACAACUCAAUGAGUUGACGACCUUGCCUGUCAGUGGGCUUCCGCCGCCAAGCUCUGACUCCCGUAAGUGGUGGCUCGAGGGCGGCAUGUUUGCGAAGGUAUGUCUCGUGGACGGCCCCACUGAUGACUUAGUCCUCAACCCGGAGUUGAGUAUCAAUCCGUUUGACGUGGAAGGUGGAGCCGAACAGCCGCCAGUGUUUAUUUCUCGGAAUGAGUGGAAGGAAGCUUAUGUGGAGAAAGGUGUAUGCUUAUAG
Messenger RNA from Babjeviella inositovora NRRL Y-12698, 3039 nucleotides. RefSeq names its product phosphoinositide 5-phosphatase (gene INP51). NCBI's taxonomy places the organism in Eukaryota, Fungi, Ascomycota, Pichiomycetes, Serinales. Gene Ontology annotation, cellular component: cytoplasm; membrane. The transcript has a single exon. The record is from RefSeq and is a predicted model, not a curated record. Gene Ontology annotation, molecular function: phosphatidylinositol-4,5-bisphosphate 5-phosphatase activity; phosphatidylinositol-3,5-bisphosphate 5-phosphatase activity. Gene Ontology annotation, biological process: phosphatidylinositol dephosphorylation. The coding region runs from base 1 to 3039 and encodes 1012 amino acids.